AUGGAAGUGUUAAACAAACAAAUUACUUUUCUUACUAAUUACGAAGUAUUGGAUUUGCUUAAUAAAGUCAAAAAAGAGGAGGAUAAGAAGUCGAAAAAUGAUAGAAGCAAACAUCUUUCCACAAUCUUGUAUGAGGUAUGCCUGGAUCUUUGCGGUUCUCAAAUGAGUUGUUUAGCGAUGACCAGUUUAUUGGCUUUCUUUUGUCCUGGUUAUGACCUUUUUCAGUUGACAGCUGCAGAAACAUUGCAGCUAAUAAACCUUCGUCCUAGCACAACUACAGAGAUCCAGUUGCUAAUUGAGGAAAGCGAGGAACGAAUCAAAACAGAAGAAAAACUCGAAUCUUUGGUGAAUUCGAAGGCCCAUCAUUGGGGCAGGCCUAAGAGAAGAAUUACUUUUAUAAAUUAA
Molecule: messenger RNA, 405 nt
Organism: Haemonchus placei
Lineage: Eukaryota; Metazoa; Nematoda; Chromadorea; Rhabditida; Trichostrongylidae
Source: the annotation of a GenBank genome assembly